GCCGCUCGGCCGGACGCGGUCUCUGCUGAGCGCGCUCAGGGGAGGGUCCGCGCGCCGGCCAGGGGGGGCGCAGCCGCGGCCCCCGCGGAGGGAGACGAGGCUGGGAGUCCCGCCCCCCCCGCUGCAGCCGCGAUGGAGAAGUACCAGAUUUUGGGCCGGCUGAGUCCUGGGGCCUUGGGGGUGAACCUGGUGGUAGAGGAAAAAAAAAACAAAGUAAAGCACGUGAUAAAGCAGGUGGAAUGUAUUGAUGAGCAUCAUGCCAACAAGGCCCUGGAGGAGCUGAUGCCGCUGCUGAAGCUCCGGCACGCCCACAUCUCCAUAUACCAGGAGCUGUUCAUCAUGUGGAACAGUGAGAUCUGCUCUCUGUUCCUCUGCCUGGUGAUGGACUAUAACGAUGGAAGCUUCCAGGAGAUUAUCCAGAAGAAGAGGGAGACAAGGACAAUCAUUGACUCUGAGUGGAUGCAGAACAUGUUGGGCCAGGUGUUGGACGCUCUGGAAUACCUGCACCAGUUAGACAUCGUCCACAGGAAUCUUAAGCCCUCCAACAUAGUCCUUGUCAGCAGCAACCACUGCAAAUUACAGGACCUGAGCUCCAACACAAUGAUGACAGACAAAGCCAAAUGGAACAUCCGUGCGGAGGAAGACCCUUUCCAGAAGUCCUGGAUGGCCCCCGAAGCCCUUGACUUCUCCUUCAGCCAGAAAGUUGAUAUCUGGUCCCUAGGCUGCAUCAUUCUUGACAUGGCCAGCUGCUCCUUCAUAGAUAGAGCAGAGGGCCUGCUUCUACGGAAGUCCAUCAGGAGCCACCAGGACAGCCUGCAGGGCGUCCUGAAGACCAUGGAGGAGAAGAAGAUCCCGGAUGCGAAAACCUUCGGGUCACUUUUGCCUUUGAUGCUGCAGAUCAACCCCUCAGAGCGAAUAACAAUCAGGGAGGAAGGGGCACACACGGGCAGAAGUGCAGGCGCCUCAGCCCUGCCCAACAUCACCCCACCCCCGCCCUGGGGAGCAAGCCCGGGGCCCCUCCGGAGGGAGGUGAUCCACAUCACCUUCGUGAUCAGCAACUUCCAGUCUUCCAGCAUAGCUGUGACCCUGCACCGGCAGGUGGUGCCCGCCUUCAUCACUGACCUGCUGCUGGACAGCAACAUCGCCAGCAUUUUAGAGGUGAUGCAGAGCUUCUCCAGCAGACCCGAAGUCCAGCUCAGAGCCAUGAAGAGGCUCCUAAGAAUGCCUGAGAAUCAGCUAGGCCAAGGCUCACCUUGGUAUCCCGCCCUGGCAGGCCUGCCGUGGCCCAUGGAGGUGGUGGAGGUGCUGGUCACCAUCAUGAAGCAGCACGAGAGGAUCCUCGACAUACAGCUGUAUGCCUGCUCCCUGCUGCUGCGCAGCCUGGGUCAAGCACUGGCGCAGGACCCGGCAGCCGAGGUGCUGAGCAACAGCUCCGUCAUCUCCGUCCUUCUGAGCAUCAUGCAGAGCCACCCCAAUUCAGAGCCGCUCCUUGUCAUGGUCUACAGCCUGCUCACCAUCAUCUCCAGCCAGGAAUCAGCCUCAGAGAAGCUGCAGAAGGCUGGGCUGUUUGAGCAUAUCCUGGAGCACCUGAGCACCUUCCCCACGAACAGGGACGUGUGCAUCAAUGGCCUGAGCCUGCUCUGGGCCCUGCUGGUGGAUGCUAUCAUUGUGGACAAGACCCCUUUGGAGAAAGCUCCAGCCCUCGUUGCUGAGAUGCUGGCCACCUACCCCAAGGACGUGGAGAUGGCGGAAGCAGGCUGUGCAGUCUUCUGGCUGCUGUCCCUGCUAGGUUGCAUAGAGGAGCACCAGUUUGAAGACGUGGUGGCACUGUUCCUGCAAAGCAUCCAGCUGUGCCAGGACAGAGUCCCACUGGUAAACAACGCCUACCGGGGACUGGCCAGACUUGCAAAGAUGUCAGAGCUGGCAGCCUUGCACGUGGUAGCAGCAGAGGGCAGUAGCGGCCUCAACCUCAUCAAGGAGACCUAUGAGCUCCACAAGGAUGACCCCGAGGUGGUAGAGAAUGUGUGCAUGCUGCUGGCCCACCUGGCUUCCUACAAGGAGAUCCUGCCUGAGCUGGUGUCCAAUGGGAUCCAACCCCUGGUCCAGGAGAUCAAGGAGCGCUUCACCUCCAGCCUGGAGCUGGUUUCAUACGCAGAGACGGUGCUCCUCAGCCUAGAGGCCAACACGCCACCAGGCUCCGCGGGAGGAGAGUCAGGCCUGCCGUGAGGCGGCAGGCCCCCCGAAGCCUCCCACCCCCUGCCCCUUCUCUCCUGUCCUUUCUUUCCUUGUACAUCCCUGGAGCUGCCCAGUGAAUGGUUUUCCUUAGGGUUGGGGGGGGAACGUCACUUCACUUUUCUUGGGGAUGAGGCCCAAGGCUGGAGCCUGGUGGGGCUCUGCGGGCUCGGAUUGGCAGGCGCCACACAGGCCUUGGCCCUGGCCCGCUCAGGGAGGCAGCUGGACACAGUGGGCCUUUGGGGCCAUCCUAAAUGAGGGAAACAGUAACCUCCACAAACUUCACCUCCAGUAAAAACCUGCAUUUAUGUUAAA
Molecule: messenger RNA, 2547 nt
Organism: Canis lupus familiaris (dog)
Lineage: Eukaryota; Metazoa; Chordata; Mammalia; Carnivora; Canidae
Gene: STKLD1
Product: serine/threonine kinase like domain containing 1
Exons: 20
Coding region: 133-2226 (697 amino acids)
Biological process (GO): protein phosphorylation
Molecular function (GO): ATP binding; protein serine/threonine kinase activity
Source: RefSeq, a predicted model, not a curated record